AUGAGAAAAGACUAUGUUCUGGAGGUCAAGAGCUCCGACACCAAGUGUCCCGACGUGAUAUACCAGGACGACCGCAAGCAGCCGAAAGACACGGACGCCAGCGAGACCAAGCCGCAAAAGUACAUCAAGUUCACGGUGCGGCCGGCGCGACAGCGGGACGGGACCUUGACUCUUGUGGUGCAGCUCGUAGUGCUGGCUACUGCAGUUUGUGCGAUGUAUGUUGCCGUUUGCAACGGGCAGAUACUGGAGAGGAUACUACGACAGGCGCAACUUGGGACAACCAGCGUGGACGACGUUUGGACUGCGCGAACGGCGCGAGCGUUUGUGUUUCUCGCCUGCUACCACAUAGUGAACUGGGGAUACGGCUCGCUGCUGGCGCAGACGGAAGAGAGCCUGAUACUUAUUCCGAAUCUGGGCGUGCAGAGCGAGUCGUACCGGGUGCGAAAAAGCGGGCUUGCAUUGGUGCGACUGCUGCUUGGCAGGGUAUUGGGGAAAUCGGAAUUAAGCAGACCUGUGCACACAGCAAAGACGCUCAACAAACAGUUUUUCCCGAUGGAGGACGUGCAUGAUCUGGCAAUAGUGGAGGGAUUCAUGAACUUCCAGGUCAUUUUUUACCUGGCUCUCGUGGUCGGGGAGGGCCCGCAGGACGACCAGUUACAAAUGGUGGUGAUUUUCCCAAAUCUGCUACCCAGGAAAAAGCUGCUGCAGGCUGUCUGGCGCAGAAGCAGAGCAUACCUGGACGGUCCGUAA
Molecule: messenger RNA, 750 nt
Organism: Ogataea angusta
Lineage: Eukaryota; Fungi; Ascomycota; Pichiomycetes; Pichiales; Pichiaceae
Exons: 1
Coding region: 1-750 (249 amino acids)
Biological process (GO): GPI anchor biosynthetic process
Cellular component (GO): glycosylphosphatidylinositol-N-acetylglucosaminyltransferase (GPI-GnT) complex
Source: RefSeq, a predicted model, not a curated record